Molecule: messenger RNA, 1251 nt
Organism: Aureobasidium namibiae CBS 147.97
Lineage: Eukaryota; Fungi; Ascomycota; Dothideomycetes; Dothideales; Saccotheciaceae
Product: RNI-like protein
Exons: 2
Coding region: 1-1251 (416 amino acids)
Biological process (GO): nucleocytoplasmic transport; activation of GTPase activity
Cellular component (GO): perinuclear region of cytoplasm; cytosol; nucleus
Molecular function (GO): GTPase activator activity; small GTPase binding
Source: RefSeq, a predicted model, not a curated record
AUGGCACAAACAUUUUCGCUCGAGGGCAGAGCCCUGAAACUCGACUCGGCUGCCGACAUGGAUAAACACAUCGCCGACCUCAAGACCAACAACGACGUCGAGGAAGUCAUUUUUGUGGGAAACACACUGGGUGUCGACGCUUGCAAGGCUCUGGCCAAAGUGCUCGAAUCAAAGAAGAAGUUAAAGGUCGCCAACUUUGCCGACAUCUUCACAGGACGCCUCUUGUCCGAGAUUCCUGAUGCUCUGACUCACCUGCUCACCUCGCUGCUCGUCCUGCCCCAUCUCCACACUGUCAAUCUCUCCGACAAUGCCUUUGGCCUCAACACCGUUGCUCCCUUGCAGCCCUUCCUUUCGCAGCACGUGCCUCUGCAACACCUGAUUUUGAACAACAACGGUCUCGGUCCUGCUGCCGGAACCCUCGUCGCCGAAGCUCUCACCACUCUCGCCGGAAAGAAAGAGCAAGCUCGCAAGGAUGGUCAGACAGUGCCUGAUCUUGAGACUGUCAUCUGCGGUCGCAACAGACUGGAGAACGGCUCCAUGAACGCAUGGGUCCAAGCAUACUCGGCCAACAACAAGAUCAAGACUAUCCGCAUGGUUCAGAACGGCAUCCGUCAAGAAGGCAUUUCUGCCCUGUUGCAGAACGGUUUGAGCAAGUGCGACGCUCUCGAGGUCCUUGACCUGCAGGACAACACCUUUACCGCCAUGGGUGGUCGCGCCCUUGCCGAUGUCAUUGCAAACUGGUCUGUCAUCAAGGAGCUCGGUGUCGGCGACUGCCUGCUUAGCGCCCGUGGUGCUGUCAUGCUCGCAGACGCCCUCAAGUCUGGCAAGAACAAGACUCUACAGACGCUUCGCCUCCAGUACAACGAGAUUGAUGUAAAGGGCGUCGAAGCUCUGUGCAAGGUUGGCCAGACCGACGCCCUGCCCGCCCUUCAGCGUGUUGAGCUGAACGGCAACAAAUUCUCUGAGGAAGACACCAACGUCGAGGCUCUCAAGUCUCUGCUCGAUGAGCGCAGAGAGGAAAACGCCCCAGACGCCGACGAAGAUGACGAGACAUGGGGAAUCGACGAGCUCGACGACUUGGAAGAGGACAGUGACGACGAAGAUGAGGGGGACCACGACGAUGACGACGAUGCUGAAGAAGAGCAAGUCCUUAAACAGGCCGAUCGAGCCGAAUCAGAGAACGUCGCCCAAGAGAAGGACAAGUCAGUUGAUGAGCUCGCGGACCUCAUGGGCAAGACGGAGCUCAAGUAA